Messenger RNA from Gavia stellata (red-throated loon), 713 nucleotides. Its product is annotated as hydrocephalus-inducing protein homolog. The transcript has 5 exons. The record is from RefSeq and is a predicted model, not a curated record. Gene Ontology annotation, biological process: axonemal central apparatus assembly; cilium movement. Bases 14 to 700 code for a protein of 228 amino acids. NCBI's taxonomy places the organism in Eukaryota, Metazoa, Chordata, Aves, Gaviiformes, Gaviidae. Gene Ontology annotation, cellular component: axoneme.
AGGCGCUGCAGAGAUGGAGGGUGCUGCAGAGACUCAGAGCCUGGUGAAGAUCAAGGAGUUGAUGCCGUUCAUGGAGGCAGAGCCCCUCGCCUUGGGAGUGGAGGAGGUUUUUGACAUCCUGCCACUGUAUGGUGUGCUGCAGCCGGGCGAGAGCCAGCGGGUCACGUUCACCUUCUUUGGCCACACAAACAUCGUCGCCAGCGUCACAGCGCUGUGCAAGGUGGAGGGAGGCCCGACCUACGAGAUCGCGCUGAGUGCGGAGGCUUCGCUCAUCGACUACCUCCUAGACACCACGGAGAUCGACUGCGGGCUGAAGCUGUUUAACAAAGUCACCAAAGCAGAGGUCACCCUGCAGAACAGCGGCAAGGUGGGAUUCACCUAUGCGGUGCUCAGCCCCAGCGCGGCCACUGCCGACAGCCCUCUGCCCGGCGUGCCCCUGGUCGUGCCCAGCACGGGUUACAUUGGACCUGGCAAGGAGCAAGUGCUGAAAGUCUACUACCUGCCAGGAGUGCCGGGAGUCUUUUGCAGGACUUUCCAGGUCCAAGUGGGUCACCUGGAGCCGAAAGAGAUCUCCCUCAAAGGAGAGGGGGUCUUUCCCCGGACCUACUUGGACCUGCCCAGGAACACCAAAGGAAACAAACAGUAUGAGAAGAUCCUCAGAGGCAAGAGCAAAGAUGGACUAAGACAGCCAGAGGGAUGAAGCAGUGGUUCUG